Molecule: messenger RNA, 657 nt
Organism: Dacryopinax primogenitus
Lineage: Eukaryota; Fungi; Basidiomycota; Dacrymycetes; Dacrymycetales; Dacrymycetaceae
Product: proteasome activator pa28 REG alpha/beta subunit
Exons: 6
Biological process (GO): regulation of G1/S transition of mitotic cell cycle; regulation of proteasomal protein catabolic process; positive regulation of endopeptidase activity
Cellular component (GO): cytoplasm; proteasome activator complex; nucleoplasm
Molecular function (GO): endopeptidase activator activity
Source: RefSeq, a predicted model, not a curated record
GAUCUACAGGACCUUGUGACAACUAUCGCGAGCAAACCUUCGCAUCCUCUUCACGUCUCUCAGUUCUCCCGCUCUUCGAUUAUAACGACCGCCUCGCUCCCCUCGACCGAUGCGUCCACGUCUGCCCCGCAUACACAUAGCAAGAAGCGCAAACUCGAUAACGGUGCCGAGGCGCACGGAGAGGUACAUGAGCAGGAAGUGAAGUAUAUCGAGUAUGUGCCGGGGAAUGGGCAGGUCACGAAGGAGAUGGAGGCGAUCAGGAGCGAGUUUGAGGAGCUGAUAUCAUUGGUGGACAAGGUCAAGUUAUGGGUCAAUAUGAUGAUGCCCAAGGUUGAGGAUGGCGACAACUUUGGUGUGGAGGUACAGGAACAGGUGCUCGGGGAGCUACAUCGUGCCCAAGAAGCAGGUUACAACCUCCUGGACGGGUUAAAGACCUACCACAUGAACCGGGCCAAAAUAUGCAGCAAACUGAUCAAGUAUCCCAACCUGCCGGAUUAUGCUGAGGCGCUCAGGAGACACGACGAGAAAGCGUUUUUUGGGAUCCGACAGAACCUCGUAGAUCUGAGAAGCAUAUACUGCGUGCUGAUGGAUCUUUUGCAUAAGAACAUACAGAAGAUACGUGCACCGAAGGGGAACAAUCGCGAGGCGUUGUAUUGA